GUUAAGAUCGCACAGUUAUGAACUGUUUUUUUUUCUCCAAACUUUACAUGGUGACGUCAUACUUGUGCGUGUCUCUACGUCUUAUCGGGGGAUUUAGUACUGAUCGGGGGUAUUACGUGCUGUUGAAUGUGUAUUGCUAAAGCCGAAGUAUUCAGAAGAGACAGGCUGCAUACUGCACUGCGGGAGACAACAUUUUUAUUUCGGCGUUGAGUAGAGAAACGUUAUUUCCUAAAAGUGUUAUACGGAUACACAAGUAUUCUUUAAUCUUUAUACUUUACUGCCCACAGCAGGUGGCUAUUCUAGGCUUUGAAAUAAAUGGGUCAUGCUGUUGUUGAAUCGACUGGACAGAUACAAACACAUCUCCGAAACGCUGUUUUGUUAUUCUGCAGUGUCUAUAUGUGUAUGCACUUAACUGUUGUGUUUUCUUCUUUGUAUAAUAAUCAAAAACUUAACCUAAAGAUAACCACCACUCAGAGAAAACCCAAACGUCAUUGGUCUCAGCCGCAUCACAUCCGGCUUUUGAGUUGCCUCCUCCUCUUCCUGCUAGUCAGGUUAGGUUGUACCCCUCUCCCGGUGAGUUUUAUAGCAACUGUUGCCCAGUGAAGCAGCGCCAUAGUCACCGUAGUCCUGGCGACUGUUACCCACCAACAACAACAACUCCUCUCUCCAUCACUACCACCACCAUCCUCAUCAUCAUCUCCCACAACAACCAACACAAUAGUCCACAGCCAAGGCACCAUGCAGACAUCGGAGGCUGGCUCUGACACAGCGUCCACAGUCACCCUUCAGACCACAGUGGCUGCGCAGCCAGCGGUACCAACACAAGUGGUGCAGCAGGUCCCCGUGCAGCAGCAGGUGCAGGCAGUGCAGCAGGUACAGCACGUCUACCCAGCACAGGUACAAUAUGUGGAGGAGAACAACGCUGUUUACACUAACGGGACCAUUCGAACGUACUCGUAUUCAGAGGCACAGAUGUACAGCCAGAACACUGGGGGGAACUACUUUGACACCCAGGGAAGUUCAUCUCAGGUGACAACAGUGGUGUCCUCUCACAGCAUGGGGGCAGGGGGCAUCCCCAUGGGCAUUGCAGGGGGGCAGAUCAUCAGCAGCUCUGGGGCCUACCUCAUCGGCAAUUCCAUGGAGAACUCUGCCCACCCCACCACCCAGACUACCCGGGCCUCUCCUGCCACCAUUGAAAUGGCGAUUGAGACUCUCCAAAAGUCUGAAGGCUUAUCCACUCAAAGAAGCUCUCUGCUCAACAGCCAUCUCCAGUGGCUGCUAGACAAUUACGAGACAGCGGAGGGGGUAAGCCUUCCGCGCAGCACCCUGUACAACCACUACCUGCGGCACUGCCAGGAGCAGAAGCUGGACCCUGUCAAUGCUGCCUCCUUUGGCAAACUCAUUCGCUCCAUCUUUAUGGGGCUGAGGACCAGGAGACUUGGUACCAGGGGCAACUCCAAGUACCACUACUAUGGGAUUCGUGUGAAGCCAGACUCCCCUCUGAACCGACUGCAAGAAGACAUGCAGUACAUGGCCCUGAGGCAGCAGCCCGUGCAGCAGAAACAGAGGUACAAGCCUGUGCAGAAAGUGGACGGGAUGGGGGACAACUUUGCAGGCAGUGGACAGCACACGCCAACAGCAGCAGAGCAGACUGUCAUAGCCCAGAGCCAGCACCACCAGCAGUUUCUGGAUGCCUCUCGAGCACUCCCAGAUUUCGUGGAGCUUGACCUUGGCGAUACUAUUAUGGACAUCAUUACUCCUGAGGAUAUCAAGACCCUGCAGACCCUGUACAGAGAGCACUGCGAGGCUAUUCUGGAUGUGGUGGUCAAUCUUCAGUUCAGCCUCAUUGAGAAGCUCUGGCAAACCUUCUGGCGUUACUCCCCUUCUGUCACACUAGAGGGAUCCACCAUCACUGAGAACAGCAAUGUCAGUGAAAUUGAAGGCAGGCUGCCCAAAUCAAAACUGAUCCUGCUGUGCAAAAAUGAGACAGUCCUGAAGUGGAUGUGUAACUGCGACCAUGUGAUGUACCAGGCCCUGGUGGAGAUCCUCAUCCCUGAUGUACUUAGACCUAUUCCUAGUGCCUUGACCCAAGCCAUCCGCAAUUUUGCAAAAAGCCUUGAAGGCUGGCUAACCAAUGCCAUGAACAAUAUUCCACAGAAAAUGAUUCAAACCAAGGUUGCUGCUGUUAGUGCCUUUGCCCAGACCCUGCGGAGAUACACUUCUCUGAACCACCUGGCCCAGGCUGCCCGGGCUGUGCUGCAGAACACCUCGCAGAUCAACCAGAUGCUUAGUGACCUCAACCGCGUGGACUUCGCCAAUGUACAGGAACAGGCUUCCUGGGUGUGCCAGUGUGAAGAGAGUGUGGUGCAGAGGCUGGAGCAAGACUUCAAGCUGACCCUGCAGCAGCAGAGCACCCUGGAACAGUGGGCAGCCUGGCUGGACAAUGUGGUCAAUCAGGUGCUGAAACCGUAUGAAGGGAGGCCCAGUUUCCCUAAAGCUGCUCGGCAGUUCCUCUUGAAGUGGUCCUUUUACAGCUCCAUGGUGAUCCGGGACCUCACCUUACGGAGUGCUGCUAGUUUCGGUUCAUUUCAUCUCAUUCGCCUCCUCUACGACGAGUACAUGUUUUAUUUAGUGGAGCAUCGUGUUGCCCAGGCAACUGGUGAGACGCCCAUUGCUGUCAUGGGAGAGUUUGAUGAUCUCAAUACCAUGUCACCUGCAAAUAUCGACAAAGAUGAAGUGAGUGACGCGGAGAGCGAGAUGGAGGAUGAAAUGGAGGACUCGGGGGAACCACUGGCUAAGAGAGAGAAAGCAGAGGUGAGCCAGGCUUUACAGGGGGCGCUGGACGGCGGUGUUCAGCCUAUCAUCCUGAACUCUCUGCCACCUGAGCACAUCCUCCCUGGCACGCCCACCAUCCGGCACUGCAGCGCCACCGGAAACACCUACGCCUCGGUCUGAGGCAUCCAGGGGCUGGAGCACCUCUCUCCGUCGCUUGUCACCAUGCUCUCUCAAUAGCCGUCUAAACCUGUAGCUUGACUGUUUGCAGAUUUCUCUUGGUCUCGUGAACAAGGGUGUUCGUGAUUCUAAGCCUAAGAACCAAAACCACGUGAAGCCUGAACUGAGCGCACUGGGCUGAACAGGGUUCUCUCACCCAAAGAAGGGCAGGUGAGUUGAACUAGGGGGGUCUCGGGCUUGAUCUGCCACCCGGCAAGAUAACGUCACUGUCAACCUACGUGAAGCAGUCUGUUUGGGAAACGAGGCAUGAUUCAAUGUUUUGAAAUGUCAUUUUCUGUAAUUCUCUGCACCCUUUGUGGUCACGAACACAGGUCCAGUUCUCCCAUCUGUAUUGGACAACCUGCUCCAACAAAGAGGAAGAACUUCUUUAAAGAAAGAGAACAAUCGGCUGUUUAAAAAAAGGACUUGCUUUCAUGUACCAAAGGUUAUGGUAGUGACCUGCUUGAUAAAAAUCCCAUUGGUAUCCCAUAAGCCACUACACAAGAUUCAUUUGAUUCUUUCCCCCUGAAACUGCUCAGCCUGUGUGUAGCUUCAGCCUAUGUGUGUAGCCCCAGUUCAGUUCAGGUGACGCUGUCACCCCUGCCUUACUCUGAAUGUGCUGUUUCUUUGUCUCUCACUCAGCAAAAUAUGGCCAGCCUCUCUCCCUUUGUGCUCCUCUUUUGUUUUAAUAAUCUCACACAUGACUGAAGUAUUUUCGCAGUCCCUAAAAAAAAACAUCCUUGUUAAGAGGUAGUCUAGUGACAUACAUCUGUACCAGAAGUGCUGACACAGUUCCAUAGUGGCAUCAGUGCCCCAGGUGCCAACCUAAGUCUCAGCCGAAUGUCUGAAUUAAGAAGCUCCUUUCCUCCUCAGUGCAGCAGGGACCAUUGUAGUCCAGAGAUGUAUAAAAGGAAUCUAAAGUUAGAGGAGCAUUGAACUGAUAUCUUUCAAUUUGGCAGUUUAAUUCCUGUUGUAGAGCAGGUGUAGCACAGUCAGAAUCGUGUAUAAGGGCAGCUACAAAUUAGAUUAGUAUCACUCACUGAGAUUCUUUUUAAACCUUUGUGUCUGUAAUUACCCCUAUAGUGACUUUGUGGAUUCUGCCAUUACCUCGUUUAGCAGUUGGCACACAUUAUUACUGUACAGGAGGUACGUUGAUGCAGAUGGUUGGAAAAACCAAUCUGUGCUGUUCAAGCAAAAAAA
Messenger RNA from Lepisosteus oculatus (spotted gar), 4191 nucleotides. RefSeq names its product regulatory factor X, 3 (influences HLA class II expression) (gene rfx3). The record is from RefSeq and is a predicted model, not a curated record. Gene Ontology annotation, biological process: regulation of transcription by RNA polymerase II. Gene Ontology annotation, cellular component: nucleus. Gene Ontology annotation, molecular function: RNA polymerase II cis-regulatory region sequence-specific DNA binding; DNA-binding transcription factor activity, RNA polymerase II-specific. Lineage: Eukaryota; Metazoa; Chordata; Actinopteri; Semionotiformes; Lepisosteidae.